AUGGCACAGGUUGGGGCUAACAUGGAGUAUCAGGAGUACAAAUGGGCUUACUCAAUCAUGGAUUCUUCUAAAGUAUCUGCCUGCUUAAUAUCAAUGCUAUUGAUAGUGUACGGGAGUUUUCGUUCGUUAAAUAUGGAGCGCGAAGCCCGAGAAAGGGCUGAGAAGGAAAGAGAGGCCUCGCUACUUGGCGGAAAGCCCGUACCCGGCACGUCUUCUUCGAACAGUAAUGUACAAACUCUGAGCACGAUGCAGGCGCUGUGCUUCCCGCUGGGCUCGUCCGUGGCGUUGCUUAUAAUGUUCUUCUUCUUCGACUCCAUGCAGACCCUCGUCGCCAUUUGCACAGCCAUAAUAGCGUGCGCGGCGCUGGCGUUCCUGCUGACGCCACUGUGCCAGUACGUGGCGGGCGGCUGGGCGCGCGGCGCGCUGUGCGGCCGCUACUCCGCGCCCGAGCUGGCCGCCGCGCUGCUGGCCGCCGCCAUCGUCGCCGUCUGGGUGCUCACCGGACACUGGCUGCUCAUGGAUGCGAUGGGCAUGGGUCUGUGCGUGACGUUCAUCGCGCUGAUCCGGCUGCCGUCGCUGAAGGUGUCCACGCUGCUGCUCACCGGCCUGCUGCUCUACGACGUGUUCUGGGUGUUCUUCUCUUCUUACAUAUUCACUACUAACGUCAUGGUCAAAGUCGCUACCAGGCCAGCCGAGAACCCCAUGAACGUGGUGGCGCGGCGCCUGCAGCUGGGUGGCGCCAUGCGCGAUGCGCCCAAGCUUUCGCUGCCCGCCAAGCUCGUGUUCCCCUCCAUGCACCACCAGGGACACUUCUCCAUGCUCGGUCUGGGCGACAUCGUAAUGCCGGGCCUACUGCUGUGCUUCGUGCUACGCUACGACGCUUACAAGAAGGCCACUCUCGUCUGCCAAAUGGGACAAGUGCCCGGACCACGCUCCAUGGGCUCCCGACUGACGUACUUCCACUGCUCGCUGCUGGGCUACUUCCUGGGGCUGCUGACGGCCACGGUGUCGGCGGAGGUGUUCAAGGCGGCGCAGCCCGCGCUGCUCUACCUCGUGCCCUUCACGCUGUUGCCGCUACUCACUAUGGCAUAUGUUAAGGGUGAUCUCAGAAGGAUGUGGAGCGAGCCGUUCAUAGCGCCGCCCGCGGGCAAGGGCGGCGCCGACUUCGACGUG
This is a messenger RNA of Brenthis ino (lesser marbled fritillary), 1173 nucleotides long. NCBI's taxonomy places the organism in Eukaryota, Metazoa, Arthropoda, Insecta, Lepidoptera, Nymphalidae. The record is from the annotation of a GenBank genome assembly.